UGAUUAUUGUGAUUUGCCACCAAAAGAAUCUCCAACACUAAUCUCCAACUCACAUUUUUCUGUUUCAGUAAUCGAUCACUGAAACACUCUCAGAUUAAAAUCGGAGCUAAGCAACGAUGGUCGCCGGAGAGAGGUGGUGCGUGGUGACCGGCGGGAGAGGCUUCGCGGCGAGGCACCUGGUGGUCAUGCUCCUCAAUCGCGGCGUUUAUUCCGUGCGCAUUUCCGAUUUGGGGGCUUCCAUCGCGCUCGACGCCGACGAGGAGAGCGGCGUCCUCGGAAGCGCUCUCAGCUCCGGCCGCGCGCACUACGUCGCCGCAGAUCUCCGCGACAAAUCUCAAGUGCUCGCAGCUUUCGAUGGAGCUGAGGUUGUGUUUCACAUGGCUGCUCCCGAUUCAUCGAUCAAUAACUAUCAGCUGCAGUAUUCUGUCAAUGUACAAGGAACGCAGAACGUGAUUGAUGCAUGUAUUGAGCAGAAAGUGAAACGACUUAUAUAUACAAGCUCCCCAAGCGUAGUUUUCGAUGGAGUUCACGAAAUAAUUAAUGGAGAUGAAUCAUUACCUUAUCCUUCGAAGCACAAUGAUUCGUACUCAGCCACAAAAGCUGAAGGAGAGCGCCUGGUUUUGAAGGCAAAUGGGAUGAGUGGACUACUAACGUGCUGCAUUCGACCAAGCAGCAUCUUUGGCCCUGGUGAUAAGUUGCUUGUUCCAUCUUUAAUUGCUGCAGCAAGGGCUGGAAAAUCUAAGUUCAUCAUCGGAGAUGGAAGAAACAUAUAUGAUUUCACUUAUGUUGAGAAUGUGGCACACGCUCACGUUUGUGCUGAACAAGCUUUGGCAUCGGAAAAGAGUAUAGCAGAAAAAGCUGGUGGACAGGCGUACUUCAUUACUAAUAUGGAACGAAUUAAAUUUUGGGCAUUCAUGUCUUUCAUCCUUGAAGGUUUAGGUUAUGACAGGCCAAACAUUAAGGUUCCAGCAGCUGUUGUGAUGCCCAUUGGACAUAUGGUGGAGUUAAUUUAUAAAAUCUUAGCCCCUUAUGGGAUGAAGGUUCCACAGUUGACACCAUCAAGAAUCAGGCUCUUAUCCCGCAGCAGAACUUUUGAUUGUACAAAAGCAAAUGAUCUUCUUGGCUAUAUGCCUAUUGUAACUCUCCAGGAGGGACUCAGAAGAACAAUUGAAGCAUACCCGCACUUGAGGGCCAAUGCUAAAACAAAAACGGAUGGAACAUCGAAAGGUAGUAACAAGCAAAUUCUCGCAGUAGUGCUGAUCAUAGCUGCAUAUUACUUCUUCUUUGUAUGGGGCAAAGCAUCCAACAAAACGCCGGCUCACUUCUGAUGUUCGAACGUGAUGCAAUAGUGAGUGUCGAAGAAAAUUGUUGGAUGAAAUAUUCAUUGCUUGGGAGCUUCCUUUUUUUGUUUCUUGUGUUUAUUUGCUUCCUAGUUAACUUGAAAAGUUGUUAACCCUAAAUAGUACUCCCUCCGUCCCAAUAAAUAUGAAACGUUUGCUUUUCGGCACAGUA
This is a messenger RNA of Salvia hispanica, 1512 nucleotides long. Its product is annotated as 3beta-hydroxysteroid-dehydrogenase/decarboxylase. Gene Ontology annotation, biological process: steroid biosynthetic process. The record is from RefSeq and is a predicted model, not a curated record. NCBI's taxonomy places the organism in Eukaryota, Viridiplantae, Streptophyta, Magnoliopsida, Lamiales, Lamiaceae. Gene Ontology annotation, molecular function: oxidoreductase activity, acting on the CH-OH group of donors, NAD or NADP as acceptor.